AUGCAGCGAAGAGAGGAACAUCAGAGACAUCAGAGCGCCCGCAAAGGAAACGUAAACAGAAAGUCCCUCAAAAAAGGAGGAUCUUUUUGUUGUAAAAUAAUCAACUAACUUAAUUAAUGAUAAAUUUAUCAUUGUUUAUUUAAUUGAUAAACAGACGCUUACUGCUAGUAGUUAAUGUGAUAACCUUUCAGCCCGAAAAAGUGUGUGAUUCUAGUGUUUAGGCGUAAAUUUGACGGUGGUUCAGGAUGAUCGAUCCAAAUUUCAUUGAAAUUAAUGAAAUUAAAGGAUUUGUUACAUUUUUGCAGAGCAUUGACUGGUACGAUCCAUGGCUUAUCGGAUUGAUAGCAUUUCAUGUCUGCAUUACCUCGACUGCACUGCUGACCCGGAAUUGUGGCAAUUUUCAAGUCUUCCUGUUUUUUGUGUUGUUAUUGAUGGUUUACUUCUCCGAAAGCAUUAACGAAUACGCUGCCGUGAAUUGGAGGAUUUUUUCGAAACAGCAAUAUUUCGACGACAAAGGCCUAUUUAUAUCGAUAGUAUUUUCUGUGCCGAUAUUGCUCAACUGUAUGCUGAUGGUGGGAAGCUGGCUGUAUCAAUCUACCCAACUUAUGGCUCGUCUCAAAACAGCGCAACUGCGGCAACAAAUUCGCCAAUCCAACAGUCGUCAGAGGAUAAAACCAGAAAAGGAUGAAUGAAAAACACAGUCCCACAAUCCAACUUGAUAAAGAAAACCGAACCCUGUAGUAGAUUAGGCUGUUUUAUCACUUAAACCACAAUGUAUCGUGUUUAGCAAGUCUUCAUUGGAUCAUUCACCUAUUAGGUACCGGUAUUAUGUUUUGAUAUCGAAAGUAAACCACUAUCUUAUACAUCACUAUCGAAAGCUGACUUUGAAGUAUCUAAGUAUAAGUAUGUUGUCUAGUUCCACACUGCUGGCAGAAUUAUAUUCUUUAGGUUAUUAUUUCAAAUGUAGUGUGGUUGAACCAAAAACGAAAUAAAGGCGUUCUUGUCGCUUACAUCAGCCCAAAGCUUUAUGGUACGUGUAGUAGUAGAUCGAAAUCUUAAACGCCAAGAAAACGUGUAUUGCAAUCUGUCAAAGUUAUAAGGUACUAUCAAUGGAUCGAAUGUAGUACUAGAAGUGAUACCAAUUCUGAGCCUGACUACUAUGCCGUUAUUUCGUCUUUGGUUGAGGUAUGUGUCAUAAAAAGCUGGACAGAUACUGCGGCGAUGAAAGGCUGUUUCUUUCCACUCUCGGGUGGCAAGUCUCCCAAAUAAAUAUAUUUGUUUCAGGUUUCCAGAGAGAACUAAGUUUCUAAUACCUUCUUGUUCAGCAGGAGAAAUGAGAGCUACUCGCCAACUGAUAGCCGCCAUGAAUUAUUUAAAAAAUAUCGUACCGUGAUGAAGUGUCGAAUUAUAAAAACAAUGUAUUGUAGGACAUCUUAGAUGUAACCUGAUAAACCAGGGACGUUAUAUAUAAUGUUUGCUCGCAGAUAAUUGGAUCGGAUUCAAUAGGAGCGUAACUGCGGCCUUCACGUUUUUAUGGUUUUUAUCAGUAGCUUUGGCGAUAAUUUUGAUUCAAACUUGAUCCUGUUGACUAUUUCCAAUUGUUUCACUUAAGAGAUUGUCCCUAAGCGACAUAGUAUUUCAAGGAAGGACUUGAGGACAAGAGUUCGUACAUGAUUGCAUGAUGGGAAAUUUUCCCUUCUUUUGAAAAGAUUUUCGUUUUUUGUCCCUUCUCUUUUUCUCUUUUGCCUCUCGACCUUCUGUCCUUUAGCCCUGUUGUCCAAAUAUAAAAAAAUAUAUAUUCUGAUAUAUUCCGCAAUACGCUUGUUCUAUAUAACGACCUUGUCGCGUUUUUUUUAUGUAGGAUUACAUCUGUAGCCUGUGCUCACUGAAUCUAAGAAAGCAUAAAAGUGAAUCAAAAAUAUGAAUUGUGACGAAAAGCGUGUUAAUCCGAACUACUCUAUAAAAACGAGUGAACAUAUAUUUAGAAAAGUUUUUAGUAGAUGCAAGUUAAUAUGCUUGAUGUAAAAAAAACAGUUCAUUGUCAACUCACUAAACUCAAUCAGUUCAGCAGUUUUUUUCUCAAGUCAAUCAAAAAACCAUGUAUAUGGUAACAGUAAGGACAGAUGAUUUAAAUACCUCAUGUAUAUUUUGCUGAAACAUUUUAUUUGUGCUUAAUAUAAUCAUUUUGAUACGAAUGAAC
Molecule: messenger RNA, 2200 nt
Organism: Aedes aegypti (yellow fever mosquito)
Lineage: Eukaryota; Metazoa; Arthropoda; Insecta; Diptera; Culicidae
Gene: Tmem18
Product: transmembrane protein 18
Exons: 4
Coding region: 246-692 (148 amino acids)
Cellular component (GO): nuclear membrane
Source: RefSeq, a predicted model, not a curated record